Zeugodacus cucurbitae (melon fly) is the source of this 3723-nucleotide messenger RNA. Its product is annotated as protein MMS22-like. The record is from RefSeq and is a predicted model, not a curated record. Gene Ontology annotation, cellular component: nuclear replication fork. Gene Ontology annotation, biological process: replication fork processing; double-strand break repair via homologous recombination. The transcript has 3 exons. NCBI's taxonomy places the organism in Eukaryota, Metazoa, Arthropoda, Insecta, Diptera, Tephritidae. Bases 143 to 3583 code for a protein of 1146 amino acids.
AUUGUUUGACAUACUGUGUUUGGCACUGAACGCGCACUGCUUUAGAGCGCCAAAAUUUUGUUGAGCUGUUAUUUAUUUACGUUUUAGUUUUGUGCAUUAUGUUUUAAUGUUUUAAUUAUAUAUUUUUGUUUUACUUAAUCCAAUGGAUUUUGAAUUGUUUAAUUUGGAUGAAGACGAUGAUUUAUUAAGCACAGCAUGCAUAGAAGCAACUCAAGAUCAUCUAACGGCACCGCAGCAAACACAAGCAUUUGUUGGUGUCUGUGAUGAAGCGGUCUUGCCUGAACUGCAAUGUAACGGUGAGGAUACGACACAUGCUCAAUUAGCUAGUGAUGGAUUUGUGAAAAGUGGAUUUAUGUUGACGCGACCAGAAUAUUACUGGCGUGAUGCAAGUGAAGCGCUGACGCUUACAGAACUUGAAUUUGGUGUAAAGCAGCUGUAUGGACACAAUAAUGUGCAAUAUCUCAUUGGCACAGCUUGCAUGCAUAUCCAACAUCUGUGGGCUAGCGUACGACAGCCACUUAACACAAAUGACGCAUAUAACUACCACAAACGCAGGAAAGAAGUGACGCAUUUGUUUUAUUGGAUACUGCAGCACACAACCGACGAACAGUGGCCAUUGUUGCGCCCCAGCUUGGAGAGCAUACGUCGUCUAAUUAAUUGCACAACUGAAGCAGACACCUGGAAGUUAAUAUAUUUUGCAAAUAGUUGUAAAGGAAAUGAUUGCAAUGCUGCCGCCUACCACAUGUUGCAUGGUGUGCUCGAGUGGAAGCUGUUGGAUUUGUGUAUACUUUACAGAUUCGAAAUUUGUGCGCCUACAACAAUGUUGGAUAGCAAUACAAAGCCCAACAGCGCCUUCUUGAGUCAAUUGACACUAUACUUGGAGGAUUUAGUGACGUGCUCAUUGUAUUUGUAUGUGAAAAAGCGACCAGUUGAGUUGCUAUAUGCUUCGCCCUUUCCAUGUACAUGCAUAAAGGAGUGCUGGUUGUAUAUACAACUCGCAUUGCAGAAGUGGUCAUUGACUGCACUUGCGGUGGGUGUUGAGCAACUUACCUUUUGGCAACUAUUUAAUGAAACAAUGGCAAAAUUAAAAACCAAAUUGGAUAAAUUUGCUUUAACCACAUUAUCAUUGGCUGAAUUCACAAAUUGGCUGCUACAUGCGCUCGUGCGGCUGUUUGGUUAUCGCUCUAAUGGGCAGUUUGUAGGUCCAAGGCAUGAGCGCGCUGUGGCUGAAACGGCGGAGAAUUUGGACGCGCUGGAGCAAUGUACACAACAGUUCCUCAAUGGUAAUCCCAGCGAAGAGCAGACACGCGUUUAUAUUUGCCUAAUAAUGCCUACGCUGUUGCAUUGGUGGCGUCCACGCGUCACAAUACCAAUUCUUUUGUGGGAGCAUUUCCACAAGCGUCUAAAUACUACAUUCUAUGCUGCCGGUUCGGCACCAAGUAAUUUGGCUGUCGCUUGUGCCAGCGGCAAGGCAUAUGUGGCGCGUUAUCGCGCGCUAUUGCAGCAAGAAGAAUUUACACCUGAUGCCAAUUUGAGUAGUUACACGCUGUUCACGUUAUUGCUGGGCAAGAAUCUAAUGCGCUUGCUGGAAAACGCAGCGACGCGUCAUCAGGCGCAAAAACUGCUCGGCCGCAUUUAUACCAAAUUCAGCGCGCAAAAGUUUCUCGCGCUAAAUGAAAUGGGCAUACACCAUCUGAUUGAGUUAUUCCUGGCGCUAGCGCUUUGUGGUGAUUUCGCAGAGCUUGCGCCGAAGCUGAGCGCGAAAUUGCUAUCCAUCGCAUUGGAUAAAAUACCUGCUGGACGUCAAAUUGCAGUAACUAAAGGUCAUAUGGCGCUGUUGAUACUCUAUGCUGAGCAGCGCUGUGAAAUUGGCGAAUAUGUGAUGAAACUGUUGCAACAGCUCGCUGCUAUUAAUAACGAUUUGGGCGUUUCGAAAGUGCUGGCAGAUGGUUUGUUGGAGAUUUUCAUGCAUGCCGACGAUUUUCGACGCGGCGAACACUUGCUCAUAGAGGCGUGGCUGCCGAAUUAUCUGCAAACCUGCACGCCGGUGGAACAAGAACGCAGCUUGGAGGCCUUACAUCUGAUAUUCGGCAAAUUGCAGCGCAACGAAGCGCUAAUCGAGUCGAACGCGGCGCUCUUCAAAGCGCUCAAUGCGCAUGUGUUGCCGUUUGUCAAGCAACAAUUUGCUUGCGGUUACAGCCAAUGGCUGCCGCAGCUCGCCGCAGACUUUUCCACGCACGCCUGCACAGUGCCGGACACGCAGACGUUUCAGAAACUAUUCACCUGCUUCAUCGACGCGCCGGUUGCAUGCAGACAGGCGCUGCCGCAAUUUCUCAAUAAAGUGUUGCAAACUGAGCGCGCCGCUUUGAUUGAGCCGAAUGUGGUGAUACGUGUGUGGCUGAAGAGUUUGGUGCAGCUGACCGCUGUUAACGAGGAUGUGGCGCAAUUGACGCGCUAUGUGUCGCAGUUGGCGGCAUUUCGCAUGAUGACCGACAAUUUGAAUCCCGAAGAGCUGCUGCAGGCAAAGGAACCGCUAUGUGUGUUCAUAGCCGCUGUUGGCAAACAUUACGACGCAUGUGCGUCGGAUCAUCAACGGCGUUUUCGCAUUGCGGACAAUUUGAAUGCAUAUUUACGUAAUUUCGACAAAUGGCUACAGUCGGACCUAAAGCAGGAAAAGACCGAAGUGGCCUUUCGCUUUUACAGUUUCCUAGCCAUAGUUAUAUACAAUUGCGCGCUCAUCGUAUACACCAAAUCGAAGGUGAACUGUUUCUUUCACGUGGUCAUGACGCGUUUCGUGCUGCCCACCAAUGUGCAGAUGGGCAAAGCGCCCGAUGGCAAGUUGGCGCAAGUGGUGCACAAAAUUUGGCCUGUGCUCGUGCAGGGUAUUGGCCGACUCAAUUUUAAAGCCGACCCGUAUAUUAGCAAAACGCUCACCGACCUCAUACAAAAGUGGACGCCACAUUUCAAAAUCUCACCGAACGCCAAAGUGGUCGCACGCCCCUUUGUCAGCUGUCUGCAAAGCGACAACGCUGAAUUGUCGCUAUUUGUCUUCGAGAAGCUAACCAGCUUGUUCUUGGCCACACAGCGCCGUCAAGCCGAUCCGAAUGCCUGCCUGGUAGUGACUAUCUUCCAAGAAGUGAUCGAGUCCAUAGACGCCACCGCCGCCACUAACGCCAGUGACGACGUGUUAACGCAACGUUUGGAGACUUUCAUGAAAGCCACAUCGCUGCUGAUGUUGGAGCACAUUAUGAUGGUGGAUGAGGUGGUGCCCAGUCGCGCGCUUUUACUGGAUCUGUUUAAACGCAUCGUCAGCAGCGCGACAUAUAAGCGCACAGCCGCUUUACAACAACUACUGGCCGAGCACUUGCGUAUACUUACCAAAAAGCAUCUCGCCUACUACACUUUCUUCUUCUUCGAGCUGUUGCAGCGUUUGGCGCAAUUCACACCGGAUACGAUUUUGCAAAUCAUGGAUUUUCUGCUCGCCGAGUUGCGUGUUGUGGAGCAGAAGCGUGGCGCCGGUGAGGAUAAUCGCAUGAGAGGAUGCUUGCAAAAGUUACAACAGACUUUGAAAUGUGACAGAUAGACAGGGAGGGGGCGAAAGCUCACGAAAUGAAGUAAAGUGAAAAGGUUCGUCAUUGUGAAACUCAGCUGAAAGCCCUAAUUAUGUUUUUAUGUUAAAAUAUUUUUAACGUCGAUUUAAGUUGUAUCUUUUAAGCAUAAUUA